UUCCUCCGAGAGAUCAUGAUCGCCGGCUUGUACGCCUUCAUGAGAACGCUCGCCAUAGCCGCCUCCCCUCUAUUGCUCUUUGCGUUCGUACGCUACAGCUACCAAGAAGAGAGGGAUCACCGCGUCGGCCUGUCGCUCGUCGGCUGCCUGCUCGCCAUCAAGCUCGUCGAGUCCUUGUCCCAGCGGCAUUGGUUCUUCGACUCCAGGAGGACCGGGAUGCGCAUCCGGUCUGCCCUAGUGGCGGUCAUCUUUCAAAAGCAGCUCAAGCUGUCCAGCCAGGGGAGGAGGAACCAUUCUACCGGGGAGAUCGUCAACUACAUCGCCGUGGACGCUUACCGGCUGGGCGACGCUCUCGGCUGGUUUCACGAGGCGUGGAGCUCGCCGCUCCAGCUGGCCUUGGCAGUCGCCACGCUCUUCUGGGCACUCAGGCUUGGGGCACUCCCGGGUCUAGUCCCGCUCAUCAUCUUCGGCUUCCUCAACGUGCCCUUCGCAAGGCUUCUUCAAGGGUACCAGGCCAAGUUCAUGGUUGCACAGGAUGACAGGCUCCGGUCCACCUCCGAGGUGCUCAACAGCAUGAAGAUCAUCAAGCUGCAGUCAUUGGAGGACAAGUUCCGUACCAUGGUCGAGUCCCUCCGAGACGCCGAGUUCACAUGGUUGAGGGAGACCCAGAUAAAGAAAGCCUACGGCGCGGUCAUGUACUGGAUGUCCCCCACGGUUGUCUCUGCGGUCAUGUACACCGCGACGGCCAUUCUGGGGAGUGCCCCCCUGAAUGCCACUACACUCUUCACCGUCUUGGCCACCCUCAGGGUCAUGGCUGAGCCAGUGAAGUUUCUUCCUGAGAUCCUGACAAUGAUGAUCCAGUACAAGGUGUCGCUGGACCGUAUCGAAAAAUUUCUCAUAGAAGAUGAGAUCAAAGAGGGCGCGGAGAAGGGGCCUCCACAUAACUCUCAUGUCAAGGUUCAUGUCCAAGAUGCAAAUUUCAGCUGGAAUGCAAGUGCAGCCGAUCUGACGCUAAGGAAUAUUGACCUUAGCAUAAACCAAGGAGAGAAGGUGGCUGUCUGUGGUGCAGUUGGCUCAGGAAAAUCUUCGCUCCUUUAUGCAUUACUCCGGGAGAUACCGAGAACAUCAGGAUCAGUUGAGGUAUUUGGUUCACUGGCAUAUGUUUCACAAAACUCAUGGAUACAGAGUGGUACCGUCCGCGAUAAUAUACUCUUCGGAAAGCCUUAUGACAAGGCACUGUAUGAGAAGGCAAUCAGAUUCUGUGCUUUGGACAAGGAUAUAGAAAGUUCCAAUCAUGGAGACCUUACCGAGAUUGGUCAGAGAGGGCUCAACUUGAGUGGAGGUCAGAAGCAAAGGAUCCAGCUAGCUAGAGCUGUCUAUAAUGACGCAGACAUCUACCUCCUAGACGACCCUUUCAGCGCGGUGGAUGCGCACACUGCUGCAAUUCUUUUCUAUGAUUGUGUAAUGGCAGCACUUUCAUGCAAGACCGUUGUUCUUGUGACGCACCAAGUUGAAUUUCUGACGGAGACUAACAGGAUUUUGGUAAUGGAAGGCGGUCAAGUUAAACAACAAGGGAAAUAUGCGGAUCUUCUGGAAUCCGGGACGGCAUUUGAGAAGCUAGUUUCGGCUCACCAGUCCUCAGUCACUGCACUUGACAUCGCCAGCCAACAAAAUCGAGUCCAAGGGCAACAGGUUCUUGAUGACAUUACUAUGCCAGGUGCAUUGGUGGCAACACGGCAGACUAGCGAAAUCGAAGUCUCAACCAAGGAUCCUUCAGUGGCCCAGCUCACUGAAGUGGAAGAAAGGGGGAUCGGCAACCUUGGAUGGAAGCCAUACAAAGACUACAUACAAGUCUCAAAGGGCAUUUUGCCACUCUGUGGGAUGGCUGCAACUCAAGUCCUUUUUACAGGCUUUCAAAUCAUGUCGACAUACUGGCUGGCCGUGGCUGUUCAGCUCAAUGUCAGUAGUGCUCUUCUGGUUGGGGCAUACUCCGGGCUCUCCAUCUUCAGUUGCUGCUUUGCCUUCCUCAGAAGCCUAUUCGCUGCUACUCUGGGACUCAAGGCCUCCUAAGCAUUCUUUACGGGUCUAAUGGAUUCUGUAUUCAAGGCCCCCAUGUCAUUCUUCAACUCAACGCCCAUUGGAAGGAUACUCACAAGGGCUUCGUCAGAUUUAAGCGUUCUGGACUUUGACAUACCUUACUCCAUGGCUUUUGUGGUGACUGGCAGUGUGGAGGUGGUCACGACGGUGAUAGUCAUGGGUACUGUAACUUGGCAGGUCUUAGUUGUAGCAAUCCCAGUUACACUCACCAUGGUAUAUGUUCAAAGGUACUACAUGGAGUCAGCUAGAGAGCUAGUCAGAAUUAAUGGAACAACAAAGGCACCUGUCAUGAACUAUGCAUCAGAAUCGAUUCUUGGCGUGGUGACAAUCAGGGCUUUCAGCGCAACAGACUCGUUCAUAUACAAUAACCUGCAACUAAUAGACAAUGACGCGACAAUGUUCUUCCACACAAUUGCUGCGCAAGAGUGGGUUCUUAUAAGAGUGGAAGCACUGCAAAGCUUGACGAUACUCACAUUUUCAUUGUUCCUUGUAUUGGUUCCUCCAGGAGUAAUUUCACCAGGCUUUGCGGGUCUUUGUCUCUCCUAUGCUUUGACCCUGACUGGGGCACAGGUUUUCUUGACAAGGUUCUACUCCUACCUAGAAAACUAUAUCAUUUCAGUUGAGAGAAUCAAGCAGUAUAUGCACCUUCCAUCGGAGCCUCCUGCCGUAAUACCUGAUAACAGGCCUCCAAUUUCAUGGCCACAGGAGGGAAGAAUAGACAUGCAAGAUUUGAAGAUUAAAUACCGCCCAAACACGCCACUUGUUCUCAAAGGAAUCACUUGCACCUUCCCUGCUGGAAACAGAAUUGGGGUUGUCGGGAGGACGGGAAGCGGGAAAUCAACACUUAUCAGCUCACUGUUCCGUCUCAUUGAUCCUGUUGGUGGGAGGAUACUUAUUGACAACUUGGAUAUUUGCUCUAUGGGUCUCAAGGAUCUAAGAACUAAACUGAGUAUUAUCCCCCAAGAACCUACACUUUUCACAGGAACUGUGCGCAAUAACUUGGACCCCCUUGGUCUGCAUUCCGACGAUGAGAUAUGGGAGGCCUUGGAGAAGUGUCAACUGAAGAAAUCAAUUAGCAGCACUGCUGCUCUUCUCGAUACAGUAGUGAGUAAUGAUGGCGAUAACUGGAGUGUUGGACAGCGCCAACUCUUCUGUCUUGGCAGAGUUCUCCUCCGUAGGAACAAAAUUCUCAUGCUAGAUGAAGCAACGGCGUCCAUCGACUCCGCAACUGAUGCAAUCCUACAGGGUGUCAUCAGGAAGCAAUUCAUAAGUUGCACAGUGAUAACCAUUGCUCACAGGGUCGCAACUGUGACAGACAGUGACAGGGUCAUGGUACUUUCCUACGUGCUGACGACUUGUACGGGUAAGCUUCUAGAAUAUGACACACCCAUCAAGCUGCUGGAAGACAAACAAUCUGCCUUUGCUAAACUUGUGGCGGAGUAUUGGGCUAAUUGCAAUCGGAACUCAACCUGA
Molecule: messenger RNA, 3570 nt
Organism: Aegilops tauschii subsp. strangulata
Lineage: Eukaryota; Viridiplantae; Streptophyta; Magnoliopsida; Poales; Poaceae
Source: RefSeq, a predicted model, not a curated record